AUGGCUAAAGUUUGUGAAUUUUUAGAAAUUAUGAAUUUUUCUAAAGAGAAUUAUUAUAAUAUUAGUAUAUUUGAAAAUAAAAGGUCUAAUCAACAAGUAUUAAAUAUUAAAGAAAUUUAUAAACAAAAUAAACAAAGAGCUGCUAAAUAUAUAACAAAUUGUGAAAA
Messenger RNA from Racocetra persica, 167 nucleotides. The record is from the annotation of a GenBank genome assembly. NCBI's taxonomy places the organism in Eukaryota, Fungi, Glomeromycota, Glomeromycetes, Diversisporales, Gigasporaceae.